Messenger RNA from Hyaena hyaena (striped hyena), 851 nucleotides. RefSeq lists its product as uncharacterized. NCBI's taxonomy places the organism in Eukaryota, Metazoa, Chordata, Mammalia, Carnivora, Hyaenidae. The record is from RefSeq and is a predicted model, not a curated record. The transcript has 4 exons. Bases 1 to 756 code for a protein of 251 amino acids.
AUGACAGUGUUUUCAGGGUUUUACAGGAUAAAGUUUUUGUAUUUUUCUCUGCAUCUUUAUAAGAGAACGCAAGGAAAAGGGGUGUUGAGAACCAGAGAAGCAGUGGAUCGGCUGGUUCCGGCCCCGCCUCUGUGGUCCGCAGAACUGCACAGUGACCACGCUCCAAAACAGAGCUACAGGUGCCGACCAGCCUCAGACGGGGCUUCACGUCACAAAAGCAAGCGACGCAGGUCACCACUGCAGAAAACCUGCAGAAGACAAGUUAAGUGCAUCUUAUUUUACAAUUGUCAGAUCAAGCAGUCACCCAACCCCCUCAAACUGAGGGUGCCAAGGAAACAGGGCCGUCUUCUAGAGCCGCAGACUGACACACGGCCCGCUCUGGGCCACCCUCUCCUUACCCCACGGGGCACCUCCCUGACAUGGCCUUUCAGGACACAGGAAGAUGGUGGCAGAGCGGGAGGACCCUACGCUUGCCUCGUCCCACAAAUUCAACUAGAUAAUUGUCAGAUAAUUCUAAAUACCCCAGAAAUGGAGCUGAAGACUUGCAGAACAAAUUCCAUGGUUCAAAGGAGAGAAGACACUGCAUCGAAGAAGGUUUGCGUGGACUUCAUAUCAUACAGUCUAAUCUGUGCGGACUGUAUAGAUGGUCGUCAUCAUGAAGGAGACCCAUCGGUGGGAGUGACCAGAGAACAUACAGCUGGCAGCUCACACGGUGGGGUCCUUUAUCACCUCUUUCUCCAUAGAGACCAGGGAUGAGGCAGCUUUACAAUCUCACAGAUCCCUCUACAAAGCUUAUUUUAUUCAUCACAUAAUUGUCCUCCAAAAUAUUUGAACAUCAAGCCCUUAUACAU